AUGUCUGACCAGUCUCGUCCUUUCAAUGUCACGGACGAACUGAAUAAGCUCCGCCAUGAGAAGAAAAAUGGCCAGAUGAGAGCGCUUCCUCCAAAUGCCACAAUCCAAAAGCGCCCAAUCAUACAUGCACCAAUCCCAUCGCAACACGCCGGCGCAAAGGUUCCCAAAGUGGUUUACGUCUCUUCCAAGACUCCCUUCAUCUCCGCCGUGAAGAGAGUCAAGAAACUUUUGACGCACGUUGAAAAGCGUGCUACCAAGGACGUUCAGCUGAUACGCAAUGGGCCCGAGAAAGGAAUGCGGAAGUUGGCGCAGGCCAGUGAGGAUGUCGGCAAGCAGAGGGAGGAGGUCUUGGUCAAGGCUAGUGGAAGGGCAAUGGAGAAGGCUUUGAGGAUUGGGGAGUGGUUCAAAGAGAAGGAGAAGGACGUGCUUUGCAAUGUUGAGGUCAGGAGCGGGAGUGUCAGUGUUGUGGAUGACAUUGUUGAGACGAAGGAGGAGAGUGAGGAGAGUGCGAGCGAGGAGGAGCAUGAGGAGCAAAUUGAAGAGUUCACCGAAUUGACGACUGAGUUGGAAGGUGGCGAGACUACUCUCGAGCUUCUCGGGAAUCCCACGAGUACAAGUGAUGCCGCAGUGCCAGUCACGGAAACCGAAGAGGCGAAGGAGAGUACAGGAGUCUCAACAGGCACAAAUGCUGGCAAGAAGAAGAGAAAACGUGGCAAGCGCAAGCGGAAGGUCUAUGAGGCUGACGAACUGCCGGAGUCUCGCAUACGAUGGGUCAAGACUGUCGAAGUUGCAAUAUCCCUGAAGGGCUGA
This is a messenger RNA of Cyphellophora attinorum, 810 nucleotides long. RefSeq lists its product as uncharacterized. Lineage: Eukaryota; Fungi; Ascomycota; Eurotiomycetes; Chaetothyriales; Cyphellophoraceae. The record is from RefSeq and is a predicted model, not a curated record. Gene Ontology annotation, cellular component: nucleolar ribonuclease P complex; ribonuclease MRP complex. Bases 1 to 810 code for a protein of 269 amino acids. Gene Ontology annotation, biological process: tRNA 5'-leader removal; nuclear-transcribed mRNA catabolic process, RNase MRP-dependent; intronic box C/D snoRNA processing. Gene Ontology annotation, molecular function: RNA binding. The transcript has a single exon.